AUGGCUGCAACGAAGAAUCGAGGCACUUAUCGGGCUGUUGGCCUAAAUAAAAAUACAACAAAGAGUGAAUUCGAAAGUUUGUUGAUAGGGUACCUAACACCAGCAGAAAAGACUACGCUCAGGAUCAGCAAGCUAUGCCUUGCGCCAUACCCAAUUGACCACGGACGAACCCAGACAGCAAUAUUCAAAUUCACAGGCGGCAGCCCAGAAUUCCUGAAAAAAAAGCAUAUCAAAGACAAAGAAGGGGCAACUAUCGAGAUAGACUCGGAUUUCUGGGGUCUGACACAACUGUACCAUACAGAAGGAGAAAUUCAGAUCGAUAUUGUGGCACUAACCGGACUGAAUGCACACGCAUAUGGUUCAUGGAGUGGUGCAACUGAUGAUGAUACGAAUCCUAUGUGGCUCCAGGAUUACCUAUCUAAAGAUACUCGCCUGGGGCCACACUGUCGAAGCAUGAUAUACGGUUACAAUGCUAAAACGGCAGCCAAUGCUUCCCAUGAUACCAAUGACUACGUCAAAGGUUUUCUUCACGAGCUCAAGAAAGCCCGCAAAGAGCCUAAAGAAAAGAAAAGGCCAUUGGUACUACUCGGUCAUAGUUACGGUGGCCUUAUAAUUGCACAUGCUUUCACGAGGGCAUCGUGGGAUCUAAGAUAUAGAUCUAUUUACCACUCAACCAUCCGAAUUAUUUGUUUCGGUGUACCAUAUCGAGGUAUCAGCCUCGAAGAUGUUGAGCGACAAGUCAACUCAAACCCCAAAAAAUUCAGCCAGGGUAUAGGGUUGUUAAAAGCCAUAGCCUACGAGGCGGGUAGAAUUACUGCGAAUACAGAACAGUUCCGACAUUUACUGAAACAAACGAAAACCCGGCUGGUGACAUUCUAUGAAACAGCCCAUACUCGCAAAGUCGAACAGAUAACAAGGGAUGGCAAAGUUGUUGAGGGCGAAUUCAGUCGAUGUGGAGAGUACACAAUAGUGGUAUCGAGAGAUUCAGCCGUGCUCGGGCUAGGCGAGGAUCUCGAAGAAGACCACCCCACUGAAGGCGACCACUCCACGAUAGUUAAAUUUACGAGUGAAACGAAUAGCACUUAUACCACAAUUACCGAUAUACUACGGACUCUACUCAGAGACGAUGCGACCGAAGGAGAGGAUAAAAGACAGGAUGAAAUCGCAGAUGCAAUUGGAACAAUUUCUCAGAACCCAGAAGAAGUAAAAUACAUGUGCAGCCAGAUGCUUCGGAUUGCUGCCGAUGCUGGUUUACAUAGACUAGCAGAAAAGCUCUUGAAAAAAGGAGCUGACCCCAAUAUGCAAGCCCAUGAUCCUCAGUAUAAGAAGUGCCGGGAGGAUAGUCGUUGGCUGUUUGAUAGCGCUUAUGACCCAGAAACCGGAGAAGAAGCAGCGAAGGUGGCGAGAUACCAAAAUUCUGUAGCGGAAAUCCUUGAAAGCGAUGUCACUGCCCUUGCCCUGGCUACGAAACGUGGAAAUACCGGACUUGUCAAACUGCUUCUCAAAGGAAGCGCCGACCCUAACCUUCAGUGCUCCUCCUACCUAGAGGGAAGAACCCCACUUCAUGAAGCCUGUAGGAGAAACCAUUCCGAAAUAGUCAAAUGCCUCCUCAGGUAUGGCGCAAAUCCGAAUGCAAAAACCGGCCUUUUUGAGACGGUUCCUCUCCAUGAAGUGGCUGAGUACGGCGGUUUUGUCGCUCCUACGCUUUUGGUCUUUAGGGCCGAUGUCAAUGCAAAGAAACUGGGGACCGGAGACACUCCGCUUCAUAUCGCUGCCCGGCGGGGUCACGUAGGUGCAGUAUAUGAAUUCCAAAAGCAUGGAGCUGAUGUUGCUGCCCGAAAUGCCUCCGGAUCAACUGCUCUCCAUGGAGCUGCUGAAGACGGACGCAUAUCAGUCGUUCUGAGUCUACUAGCAGAACCCAGGAACAGAGGUAUCGUGGAUAUCCAGAAUAAUGAGGGAGAAACGGCACUUCAUAAAGCCAUAGAGUCUGAGGAGCUGGAAAUUAUCAGGAUGCUCCUAGAUAAAGGUGCAAACAAAGGCAUCGUUAUGAAAGACGGUAAAAAUGCUUCUGAGCUCGCCGCGGAAAUCGGAAAUGAUGAAGUUGAAGCCUUAUUGAAGAAAUAUUAA
This is a messenger RNA of Orbilia oligospora ATCC 24927, 2127 nucleotides long. RefSeq lists its product as uncharacterized. Bases 1 to 2127 code for a protein of 708 amino acids. Gene Ontology annotation, cellular component: nucleus. The transcript has 7 exons. The record is from RefSeq and is a predicted model, not a curated record. Gene Ontology annotation, molecular function: transcription cis-regulatory region binding; protein binding. Gene Ontology annotation, biological process: positive regulation of transcription by RNA polymerase II. Lineage: Eukaryota; Fungi; Ascomycota; Orbiliomycetes; Orbiliales; Orbiliaceae.